Molecule: messenger RNA, 1431 nt
Organism: Fusarium pseudograminearum CS3096
Lineage: Eukaryota; Fungi; Ascomycota; Sordariomycetes; Hypocreales; Nectriaceae
Exons: 5
Coding region: 1-1431 (476 amino acids)
Molecular function (GO): oxidoreductase activity, acting on the aldehyde or oxo group of donors, NAD or NADP as acceptor
Source: RefSeq, a predicted model, not a curated record
AUGUCGAAACAAUUCUCUGCAAUCCGCUCAGCGGCCAUUGACGGUCGCGUUCACAACCCAAUCUACCGCAAAGACCAACUGCGCAACCUGCACAGCGCAUUGGCGGAUAAUGCAUCCGCUAUUCAAGAUGCGAUAGCAAAGGAUUCAAAACAUCAGCCUUCAGAGGUCAAGGUCGAGUAUUGUCUUGCUUUGCAGCUGAUUGCAGAUGCUUACACUGCCAUCGACCCUGAUCAGCAGCUGGAGCAAGAAUAUGCCGUGACAAAAGGGCAAGAUGACGUUACUAGCCGUGAACCGGUUGGAAUUGUCGUUAUUGAGCCUUCGAAUCAUGCAUUCUUUUAUGGUUUGAUUUCUGCGCUUGCCCCUGCACUAGCGGCUGGAAACUGUGUCAUUGUUCAGUCCGAGAACUCUUUGCGUGAAACACCAAAGUUGGUGCUGAAUCUCAUCGAAAAUUCUCUAGACAGAGACAUCUUUACCGUCUCAGCUCAAGGCGUCACACCGGAAGACAUCGGCACGUCUCACACCUUUGUGUCACAGAAUGGCACAUCAGGACCCAUUCUCCGCAACCAUCUCGUUUCAGACCCCAAAGCUCCUGUUAUAGCUUUUGUUGAAAGAGACGCAGAUAUUUCAGCCGCCGCUCAAGCUCUUGUUUCGGCACGCUUCAGUCUGCAAGGCAAAUCGCCAUACGCGCCUGAUGUGGUUUUUGUCAAUGAAUGGGUCAAGAAGGAUUUGCUACGCGCGCUUGUUCAGCAAAGCACUGAGUUUCUUGCUACUUCACCCACGAAAGGAAGAGCUUUGAAGACGGGACUUGCGAGAGAGGUUGAAAAGGACGACAGCACGCAUGUUGUGCUUUCUGGAUCGAACGGAGUCAUUCUUGAUGUUCAGAACAGGUCUUCGAGUUUGCUGAAGCAAAAGGUUGAAGAGACGACUUUGAUUGUCCACUCUGUCACGAGUAUGGAUGAUGCUAUUGACGCGUCAAGAGAUAUCGGAUCACUUGCCGCUGCAUACGUCUUCACAACACCCGCCAUGGCCAAAUACAUAUGCCAAUUCCUCGACACAGCUGUCAGCUACGUCAACCAAAUUCCUACCAAACUUCUCUACUCCCCCAUCGCACCCCUCGGCUCUCCUCCCCAAGCGAUCACCAACACCAUCUACCGCGAAGACCAAUUCUCCAGCUCAAAACCGAAAUACCUCACAAAAUCAAGCACGGAGCAAAAGCUGGCCAAGAUCCUUGGAACUUCAACAGCUGCUGAACUAAGAGCGCUAGAAUUGGAAGCGACAAAGAGACUGCCAGAGAUGAAGCGACGACUCAAAGGAACACAGCUUGGUUUCUUUGAACAGGGUAUUGUUACAAGUUUGGUGUUCGUAUUGACCACACUUGUUUCGGGGACAGGAUUGCUUGGAUAUUACGGAAUACGAUAUUGGCGGUCUUGA